GCUUCGUUUUACUAUUAAAAAUAAAAGUAAGAAAGAAAAGAGAGAGAGAGUAGAGAAAACCAAGGCAAAGGAGCUAGUUUAAAACCCCCCGGCCUCAAUCUUUUGGUCUAAAAUUGGCUUUUAGUUUCCGUUAUCCGUCUUCUUCUCUCUUUCACAAAGUGUAUAUUUUUAUAUAAAAUAAUAAUUUGAAGUAAUUCCCAAUUCCCCAAAUCUCAAUCCCACCAAACCCUACAAUGAAAACCCUAAUUCAUUUUACCCUUUAGUUUCUGAUUUGCUGCUCUCAAAAUUCUAUUCUAAAGUUUUGUCCACGUAUUAUUCUCCUUUUUGUUUUUCUUUAAUAUUUCAAUAUUUGCAUAUAUAUAGAUAGAGAUUAAGGAUUUUUGGGUUAGUGGGGGGAAAUCUUUGAAGGGGAAUUUGAGAGAAACAAAUGGAAGGGAUACCACACCCGAUACCGAGAACGGUAGAAGAGGUCUUCAACGACUUUAAAGGCAGACGUGCUGGCUUGAUUAAGGCCCUCACCACUGAUGUUGACAAGUUCUACCAACAGUGUGAUCCUGAGAAGGAAAACUUAUGCUUGUAUGGACUCCCAAAUGAGACAUGGGAAGUUAACUUGCCUGUUGAGGAGGUGCCUCCUGAGCUUCCAGAACCUGCACUAGGCAUAAACUUUGCUAGAGAUGGAAUGCAGGAGAAGGACUGGCUAUCCUUGGUUGCAGUUCACAGUGAUUCAUGGUUGCUUGCUGUUGCUUUCUAUUUUGGUGCACGGUUCGGGUUUGGCAAGAAUGAGAGGAAAAGACUCUUUCUAAUGAUAAAUGAUCUUCCAAGCAUAUUCGAAGUUGUUACUGGAAAUGUAAAGCAGUCAAAGGACCAAUCUGCUAAUCAUAACAGUAGUGGCAAAAGCAAAUCAAGUGCUAAGUCUCGUCAAUCUGAACCCCAGAGUAAGAUGGUAAAGAUGUCUCCACCAUCCAAGGAUGAAGAUGAGAGUGGGGAAGAAGAGGAGGAAGAUGAUGAACAGGGUGCCACUUGUGGGGCUUGUGGAGAUAGCUAUGGAACAGAUGAAUUCUGGAUUUGCUGUGAUAUCUGCGAGAGAUGGUUCCAUGGCAAAUGUGUGAAGAUUACACCUGCAAAGGCUGAGCACAUCAAGCAGUACAAGUGCCCAAGCUGCAGUAGCAAGAGGGCUAGAGUUUGAAAGUAGUAGGUUCAGAAAUUGGACUUUAAAUCUAUUUAAAACGAAACAGACAAGGUUGGUUUUAUAGCCUUUUUCGUUACAGUUUAGAAGUAAAACAGAGCUUGGUCCGUUUAGUUGAUGAAUGAAUUUUAUGACUGCAUAUGGGAUUUUAUGUUUUGCUACUCUUUGUUCCUGCUUUGUUUAAUUUUUAUUGACAAUCGUGUUCUAAACU
Molecule: messenger RNA, 1397 nt
Organism: Gossypium raimondii (Peruvian cotton)
Lineage: Eukaryota; Viridiplantae; Streptophyta; Magnoliopsida; Malvales; Malvaceae
Product: PHD finger protein ALFIN-LIKE 7
Exons: 5
Coding region: 428-1186 (252 amino acids)
Biological process (GO): regulation of DNA-templated transcription
Cellular component (GO): nucleus
Molecular function (GO): transcription coregulator activity; histone binding; transcription cis-regulatory region binding
Source: RefSeq, a predicted model, not a curated record